Messenger RNA from Drosophila erecta, 6307 nucleotides. Its product is annotated as band 4.1-like protein 4A. The transcript is spliced from 15 exons. The coding region runs from base 75 to 4622 and encodes 1515 amino acids. NCBI's taxonomy places the organism in Eukaryota, Metazoa, Arthropoda, Insecta, Diptera, Drosophilidae. Gene Ontology annotation, cellular component: cytoskeleton. The record is from RefSeq and is a predicted model, not a curated record.
AAUGCUUCACUCUCUCGGUGACAUCGCGGCGUAUACUUAAUCUUGUCAGCGGGCCAAAGCACGGCUAAGCAAACAUGAACUGCCUCUGUCGCCCAUCACGGAUUAUGUCCGUGCGCAUUAAUUUGCUGGAUGAAACCGAGUUUAUACACGAGAUCAAGGAUGAUUUGCCCGGCCAGGCUCUGCUGGAUGUCGUCUUCGCCAGGCUCAAUUUAAUCGAGACCUCAUACUUCGGCAUACGUUACAUAGACGAGGAGAAUCAGACGCACUGGCUCGAUCCUGCGUCGCGUAUUUCCCGUCAACUCAAGCCCAAGUCGGAUCCCUAUGACUUGUAUUUCGGUGUGAAGUUCUACGCUGCCGAUCCCUGCAAGCUGCUGGAGGAAAUAACCAGGUAUCAACUUUUCCUGCAAGUCAAACAGGAUGUUCUGCAGGGACGACUGCCUGUGGCCUUUGAGCUGGCCGCCGAGCUGGGAGCCUUUGUGGUGCAAUCUGAACUUGGCGACUACGAUCAGCGGCGCCAUUCGAAGGGCUACGUGUCCGAGUUCCGGCUGCUUCCUAACCAGAGCAACGAGCUGGAAACCCGCGUCUCCGAGCUCCACCAGCAGCUGAAGGGAAUGUCGCCCUCCAGUGCCGAGCUCAACUAUUUGGACAAAGUCAAAUGGCACGAUAUGUACGGCGUGGAUUUGCAUCCCGUUCUGGGCGAGGACAGCGUGGAGUACUUCCUGGGCCUGACUCCAAGCGGGAUUGUCGUGCUGCGCAACAAGACGACGGUGGCUCAUUACUAUUGGCCGCGCAUUGCCAAAGUUUAUUAUAAAGGACGCUAUUUUAUGCUCAGGAUAAGCGAUAAAAAUAACGAGCUGAGCACCUACGGAUUCGAGACGCCUCGCAAGUCGGCCUGCAAACACUUAUGGCGCUGCUGCGUGGAACACCAUGCCUUCUUCAGGCAGGUGCGAGUGGCCCCUCUGCCCAGUUCGCAGUCGCAUGCCGCCGAUUUGUUCCAACUGGGAUCGCGCUUCAGGCACAGUCGCCCGGACAAGCAAACGGAGAAGGAUGCACUUUCCGCCGGACGAUCGCCGCCCGCCUUCACCCGAACUCCCUCGAAGCGCCAGCCGCGCCGCGUGAUUGAUGACUUUUUUAACAGCAACGGCCAUGGAAAUGGGAAUGGGAACGGGAGCGGGAACGGGAAUGGCCACGGCAAUGGCAAUGGAGCAAGUGGAGCGGGAACAUUAGGAGGCGGCAGCCACAUGGGCAACAGGCCGCUGCCCCAACCGGGAAUGGGCACCAUCUCCAACAACUACGACAGCCCCUAUCGCUCCACCUACAGCAUACCCACCACUUUGGGCAUCAGACCUUGCCAUCAGCAGCAGAACAACAACUCCAGCAGCUACAACAACAACAGCGGCGGCAACCUGCAAACGCCUGACUCCCCGAGGAGCACCCGGAGUGCUCCCUGGCCCAGAUCCCAGCAGCGAUCCCUCUUCGGGCACAAUCCGUCGAGUCCGCGAUCCGUGAGAUCCGCGAGUACGGCAGGCGGUGGGCUGCACCACCAUCACAGCCACCACAGCCACGGCCACGGUACCAGCCACCAUCCGCACCACCAAUCCUCGACAGCGGGGGCCACCUCCUCGUCCUCGCAACACCACCACCGACAGCAGCGGGCCAGCUCCUCAUCCGCCUCCCAUCAGCAGCAGAGAUACCGCUCCAGUUCCGUGGAGAGCCACUCCUCCAACGACUCGAGGUCCACGCGCAAGCAUAAGCACCGUCAUCGUCGCACCUCAGAUAAUGAAAGCGAGCUUUCCAGAGGAUCAGGUCGGUCUGGAAGAUCAGGACGCUCGCAUCAUCGCAAGCACCGCCGUUCGCACCGACAUCGAAGGGAUUCAGCCGGAGGAUCCGAUCACGAUAGCACACGAGGGCGCAGCUACUCCGGUCAUCGCAGCUCCUCGAUGAGGAGUGGAAGUGCUGAGCUUAUAGACUCCACAUCCCAGUGGAGGGAAGUGCAACGACGCCAGGCGGAGGCCAGCUUGGGCCAGAGUUCCGUGCAGCAGGCAGCUGUUUCCAAGAGCAGCAUAGUGGCCAGGAGUCUCCACAGCAACGAUAGCCACUCGGACACCCAUUCGCACCACAAAUCCAGAAGGCAUCGCAAAAACAAAUCCCCAUCGGAAUCACGAAGCCGCAUGUGGAACAGUGAGCUGGCGAAGCACCUACAAUUCGAUCUGGUGGACACGGAGGGCAUGUCGGAGCAGCAGUUACGCGAGAUUCCCUACACGGUGGUAGAGACCACCUCGAAGAGGUCCAACUCUAACCUGAAGAUCCACAAGAGCAACAGCAAGAGCAGUGUGGGAGCCAAGAGUACGGGAUCCGGCAACACCAUUACCAAUGGCAGUGGAUCGGGAAAUGCUGGUCAGGCCAGGAAUCGCGUCGAUCGCAUCAGGGGACUUUACUAUCAAAGCACGCAUCCACACGAAGCCAACGGAGGUCCUGGAGCUGGAGGACAUGCGCCUAAGAAUGGAUCCAUCCGGUCGGCCAGCACUAUAUCUUCAAGGGAGUGUGAAAGGAAUAAUGGUCUAGUUAGAAUGAUGUCCAGCAUGAGCAUGGGUGACUUUAUCUCGCCCACUGGCUCCAAUCUGAGUCCUUUGGAGAACUCGGCUCUGCGAGUGUCCCACGAGCACACUGACUCCGGAUUGGGAGCCGAUCAGGACUAUGCAUACUCAUCGGAAAGAUCCAGCGACAGCACUCGCUAUGGCACCAACAAAUCCUCUGGCGCCUCGAGCGGAUCGCACCGGAAGUCGGGGGGCAGUGCCGGCGGGAACUACAACAACCUGAUGCAGCAGACCGUGAGUAACCAGCAACAGCAGCAGCGUUCGCUGUUCGCGCAGCAGCAGCGCCAGCAGAAGAGCACCUACAAAUACGCCACCUCCUCGCCAUCGUCCACUAACCCAGGGAGCUCCUCGGGACUGGCGCCCGUCCACAAUCCGGGCUCGAGUUCCAAUCCCAGCUCCGGCCAAAACCCCAACAGCGCUACUAACUCUAAUCAACAGUCACCGGCUAAUCGCCUGCUCCACUACACGACCUUUGAGAACAACCAGUACAAGUUCAGUCUGAACAAUGCGCUGGCCAAGAGCUCCAAGGGCGCGGUGAGUGGAGGAGGCAGCAUUAGCAAUCUGGCUGGCAGCAUGGUAACAUCUGGUGGUGUCGGUGGUCCAGGUUCUCAAGGUGGUGGUGGUGCUUUCAGUCGGCAGCGCAGCUUCGUCGAGUGGCCCAGCAAUCCGGCGUCACCCUACUAUUACCAAGGUCCUUCCACGCACGUGGCGCAGGUGAAGCGCCGGGAUGCCAAGUCGGAUAUUGGGGUGCCCACCAGGCGGCUCUCCGGGCAGAGUCUGACCAAAACGCAACUGCUGACGGGCGGCGGGAACUCGCAGUUGGCCAAUGCGAGCUGUUAUCCGUUGCACUAUGCGAGCAGCAAUGUUUCGGGCGCGGGCUACAAUCGUCCCUUAGGUCAAAGAUCAGGUGGCAGUGGCUCCGCCGGCGGCUUUGGCCUCCAGCCAGCCAAAUCAGACCUCUUCUUGUCCUACAUCCACGGCGGGGAGUAUGAAAGACCCUACAUUUACAACUACAAGAUGCCGCAGAUGCCGGGAGCAGCUGGUGCAGCAGCUGGGGCAGGAGCAGGAACAGGAGCAGUUGGCUCCCCCAAACAACAGACCACCGCUUACCACAUUUCUGGGUCACAAACCGCAGAUCCGCCGCCACCCCCUCCUCCUCUCUACGGCGGCACGGCGCCCGCCAACGACGUCAUGUACUAUCAGUUCGACAAAGGAGCCGCCGUCGCUGCCGGUCCUCCCUCCACGUCGUCCUCGUCGCCGCCCAUUGUCCAGCAGCCGCGGCAAACGGGCGGUCCAUUAGUGUAUCUGCAACAUGGCCAGAAUCCAUCUGUGCCGGAGGUGCAGCAGUCAACUACGCACUCCUCGCACUCCUGUAGCGAGGAGGACGAGGCCAUGAUUGUCCUGGAGGCCCUGCAGCUGGAGGCGCAGACCACCAACGACGAGACCGAAGAUACCGAAGACGAUGAGGCCGCCGAGGCCGAGGACAUGUUUGAUGCGGAUGCUCCCUUGAUGUCCCCCACGGGCAGCCACAAUAGCUCCAAUAACAAUAGCAACAACAACAGCAGCAGCAGCAGCAACAACUGCAUCGCCAACAACAACAGCUGCGGCGGCGGCGGCGGCGGCAUUCGUCAAUCCAAUCCAUCGAGCAAUAUUAAUUUCGAUAAUUGCAAUGCGAAUGUCUACAGCGGUCAGCAGGCAAAGCAGCUAGGGCCAAUUACCAGCGGCAACCAAACGUUAAAUUGUCCCACAUUGAAUGUAAAUGCAAAUGCAAAUGCGAAUCUGAAUCUGAACCCGAAUCCGAGUAGCCACACCACCAAUAGUCACUCCAGUAGCCAAGCGAAUGCGAAUGCGAAUCCCCCACCCACCAACACCACCAACAAUAUCACAGCAGCAACUUUAGCUGCAGGUGCAGCAGCAGCAACUGGCACGGCAGCAACAUCAACUGCCAACCUGCAACAAAAUCAAAACAUUUCCUCCAGCUUAGAGAUAAUCCUUUCGCCAAUUAUCCAAAGUAGUCGACGGUAAGUUUUAUGUUCAGUUCGUUUUCGUUUUCGUUUUCAGUUGCCGUUGUUCUGUUUGUUGAGUAGGUACAACCUAUUUCCUGUUUUCUGUAGCUAACAAGAAGUAAUACCGAUACCGACCUCUGACCUGCAUGUUAAAACAGAGAAACAACAGAAGUGACUUUACCUCUAGAUGGAAAUGUAUGCAAUUUUUUUGCUACCCAGGUGGAUUCGAGUUGAGUUAUUGUGUCUAUCUGCUAUUGUUACGCAUUGCAUUGAAGUUCUAGCUUUGAGAUGUUGACAAACAUAAUGAGUUGAAAACCCUUUGUUAUGCUACCCCGGGUUUUUUCUCCCCUGUUAAGCAUUAAACUUCAUUGAACAGCGCGGGAAAUUCAAAAGAUCUCAACCCCAAACAGAUACACGACAUCUCCUUUAAGUGUGCGAAAACAAAACGAAACGAAAACAUUAUAAAUUAUGUAUUAAUGUGGCCUUUAGGCCUACGCAACGCGGAAAUGUCGGGACCUCCCAGCUGCCAAUUUUCAAUUGCCUUUGGGCCAAGAUAACAAUCGACUUGGGGGCCAAGACAAUGGCAAAGCUUCUCAGACAAACAUUCAUUUUCAUUUCAAUUUCACUUGCCUGCUCCUUGCUUUCGUUCUGGAUUUACAUUUGAUUUGACUGUCUUUCCCCUCAUUUUUGUGCCUCGACAUUUUUCCGCCUGGCGGGGCAGCACAGAAACGCACAAAUAUUUAUGUAAGCUAGGAAAUUCGACAGCCUCUUUACAAAUGAAUAGGUUAAUGUCAUUGGGGUGGAAUCUGCUGUUUUGUUUACGAGCCCAGCCAGGGCCAAAUUGACUUUAAACAUGUCAAUUUAAAUUUGGGGACCCCACCACCCACACCCUGCCAAUCCAGCAGCCCUCAUUAACGGCUACCCGGAAAAGUAUGCUAUGGCAAACGCAGAAAUAUUACUCAUACGCCGCAUUGCACGCAGCCAUUGAAGCAACAAAAUGACAAUUUCACAACAAAUUAACUACCCAGCCAACCAAACAGCCAGCAUUCGCAUAUCCGAGUGGAUGUGAAAGCCCGGGACAUUUGUUUCGAGCUGGGAAUUGCAAGUAAAUGACCUUCAAACUCGAUAAGCGAAAACAAAACAAGCGAAAGUGCUAAAAAUAUACAUAAUUUUCAGCACACGAAGACAAAAGACAAAAGUCCCUCGCACAUGCACACAUGAAAAUAUGAUAGGACACAAAACACACCCACAGUCACACAUUAAAGUAUGUCUGUAGCUGGGUAAAUGAUAUUUCUGCCGGCUCGAUGGCCCGAUGCCAAUGUUUCUGUGACUCCGACCCGCACAUAAAUACAAAUUUCAACAAAACAACAGGCCACAAAACAAAAAUAAACCCACAAAAAAAUAAGCGAUGAAAGCAAAAAGGCGCAAUGUUGGCAACAACAGGAGCAGCCAGUAAAAAAGAAUAAAAAAAAUAAACAAAAACAACAAAAACAACCAGGCUAGGCAAACAUUUCAUAUCGUAGAAAUACUUUGGAGCCAAAUAAACAACAUUUUGUAGCAGCACAAAAAGGCAUAACAAACAGUUGAAAGGAAAAUGGUUGGCCCGAGGGGUUUAGAGGACCUCGGGUUACUCUUUAUUUGAUUAAGAUAAAUAUUUGAGGUCAGCCAAUAUUUGGAAACAUUAGUAUUUCGCUGCAAGUUGUA